AUGUCUGACUUCCUGUCUAACCUCGAGCAAGGGCUUGCACAAGGCUCGACAAAAAUCAUUAAAGCGCCGGAGCAUCUGAAUAGCACUGGGUGCUGCAUCAAGUACUCUGAUGGCAAGGGUCGAGGCGUUUUCGCAUCACGUACAAUUCCAGCGCGGACGAUCGUAGAGAUCAGCCCAGUCCUGCUUUUUUCUUCAGAGGAAUAUGAAGCCCAUGGAAAGCACACAGCGUUAGAUCAUUAUACGUUCAGACAAAGAGACGGCCGCAUGGCAUUAGCUCUCGGUCUUGGGUCUCUAUUCAAUCAUUCUAGCUCGCCAAAUGUCACAUAUACCAUGGAUACGACGACGGAGUCCAUUCGGUUUACUACGACUAGGACUGUCGAGACAGACGAAGAGCUAUGCAUAUUCUAUGGGCACAAUCUCUGGUUCAAUCCGUCCGAUGCCGUCGAUCGUGUGUCCGAUAAUCAAUCGGAACCAGACGACGGAUGGGGAGGCUUGACCUGUAUUGAAGACGAGACUGGUGCUUCAAACGUUGUAGAAGAUUCAUUCUACAGCGGAAACCCCAACGAGAUCGUGACCGAGGAGCACCUUCCCUUUACAAGAAUAAAACUGACACCAGAUGAAGAAGAGGAAGAAGACAUAGGUUCUAUUCUCCUAGCCUGGGUGGUCGAUGUUCCAAACCCUCGCCAUACCACCACAAUGCUGAAAUGGCUCAGGCAGUCAGGCCAUGACACGCCUGCCCUUGCGCAUCUCAAACGCGUUCGCAAGCUUCCCACGCACUCGACCCUCCUUGUGUCCACUGCCUCUUCUCCGCCGUCACUUCCUCGCGACCCUGAUCUUGGCCUUUCCAAACUCUAUCAGCUGCCCGUCCCUCGCACCGCUGCACUGACACCGAACUCCUUGCAGCUCAAAAACACCCUCUGGCCGACAGUGUUUGCACCGAGACGCAAAUACGAACCGGAGCAGUGGUCGCGCGCACGGGCGCGUUGGGCGCUACAAGCGAUGCGCUUUGUAGUCCAGGAGGCCCGAAAAGCUCAAGAAUCAGGCGAGCUCCCCAUCGUUUCUUACGUGCCUGCACCCUUCGAUAACGCAAACGCGGCGGAUGCAACUCCUUCCUUUACCGCCCACGACACGCGAACAUCCGCCUCUCAUCCCCUUCGACAUUCUGUCCUCAACGUCAUUCGACAAGUUGCGGACUACCGAAGCACCAGCACGCCUCAUGAGCGCCCUCCCUCCUCUGUCUCUGACGCGCCGCCCCUUCCUCCCGUUGCAGCAUUGGACUCGGAAGUCCAGAACGGACAACGCUACCUCCUCACCUCGCACUCACUUUUCACUACGCACGAGCCCUGCAUCAUGUGCUCCAUGGCGUUGCUGCACUCCCGCGUGAAAGAGGUUUUCUAUCUAAUUCCGAUGCAGAAGACGGGGGGGUGCGGUGGGGCGGCAUGUUUGCCAAGGCUGGAAGCCGUAAACCAUCGGUUCAUGAUCGGGAAGUGGAGACUUGGGAAAGACGGUGGAGUCGAUGCACAGGGCGUGGCGGUUGGGGAGGAGGUGGAUGCUUGA
Messenger RNA from Heterobasidion irregulare TC 32-1, 1557 nucleotides. RefSeq lists its product as uncharacterized. The record is from RefSeq and is a predicted model, not a curated record. The transcript is spliced from 6 exons. Gene Ontology annotation, cellular component: cytoplasm; nucleus. Gene Ontology annotation, molecular function: tRNA-specific adenosine-34 deaminase activity; protein binding. NCBI's taxonomy places the organism in Eukaryota, Fungi, Basidiomycota, Agaricomycetes, Russulales, Bondarzewiaceae. The coding region runs from base 1 to 1557 and encodes 518 amino acids.